Molecule: messenger RNA, 4961 nt
Organism: Tyto alba (common barn owl)
Lineage: Eukaryota; Metazoa; Chordata; Aves; Strigiformes; Tytonidae
Gene: ROBO4
Product: roundabout guidance receptor 4
Exons: 19
Coding region: 1-3807 (1268 amino acids)
Biological process (GO): homophilic cell-cell adhesion; axon guidance; synapse organization
Cellular component (GO): neuronal cell body; axon; plasma membrane
Molecular function (GO): axon guidance receptor activity; protein binding
Source: RefSeq, a predicted model, not a curated record
AUGGCGGGCGGCUGGGCGGCGGCACUGGGCCUGGGGCUCUGCCUCACUGCGCUGCGCUGGGGAGGCUGCCACCCCCCCGGCACAGCUGUGGCACCCCAAACUGCAGCUGUGCUGCGGGAAAAUUUCCGCCUGCAGCCGGGUGAUUUGGUGGCCACAGCGGGGCAAGCAUUGGAGCUGGAUUGCGUCCCCCCCUCGGGGCACCCCGAACCCCACGUCACCUGGAAGAAGGAUGGGGUGACCUUGGACUUGAUGGGUGACCGGUACGUGGUCACCAACGGGAAGCUGCGAGUGACACCGGCGCAGCGGAGCGACUCUGGGAUCUACAUCUGCGUGGCGGCCAACGCGGCGGGCGAGAGGGAGAGCCGGGGCGCCCACGUUUCCGUCCUGGAGAAGCCGACCAUCACGCGGCGCCCGAGCGACGCCGCGGUGGCAGCUGGCAGCACCGUGGAGCUGGGCUGCGGGGCCCAAGGUGACCCGGCGCCGCGGGUGCAGUGGCACAAGGAGCGUGGGGACCUGCCCUGGGGCAGGCAUGAGGUGGACCUGGAGCACACGUUGCACCUCUAUGCUGUGACGCCCGCCGACGCCGGAACCUACGUGUGUACGGCACAGAGCCAGCUGGGCACCGCCGCUGCCACCGCCCGCCUGCACGUGAAGGAGCAGCCGGGCUGGCAGGAGGCUGCGCCGCGGGACCUGCUGGCCGUGCGGCUGCACCUGGACAACGGCACCGUGCUGCCCGCUGCCGCCGUCCGUCUCCGCUGGCGGAUGCUGAUGCCGGUGCCGUUGCUGGUGGGCUACGUGGUGCUGUACCGCUGCCUGCUCCCUUCCAGCACCUCCUGGGUCCAACACGACGCAGGCAGGGAGCUCAGCGCCGUCAUCCCCAUGCUCCGCAGGGGCUACAAGUAUGAGUUCAAGGUCCGACCCUACGCUGGAGCAAUCCAGGGCUCGGACAGCAACAGCAGGCACCUCUGGAUACCUGAGGAAGUGCCAAGUGCAGCGCCCCAGCGUGUCACCGUGGGCCAGGCUGAGACGGGGAACGGCACCGUGGUCGUGAGCUGGGAGCCACCUCCUCCUGAGGCUCACAAUGGCAUCAUCCGGGGAUAUAAGGUCUGGUCAGUGGGCGAGGGCUGGAAACACCCCACCAACAGGACAGUGGACGGAGGCACCCACAGCUUGAAUACCCUCCACCCAAGCCCUGGGGCCGAAUUCUGUGUCCGAGUGGCAGCCUUCAACAGCGCAGGGCUGGGGAUCCCCAGCAAUGCCACCUGCAGCGUCCUGGGGGUGACAGCAGAGAGCACCAGGGUGGCCCGGCUGCUGCGGCAGCCCGCCGUCAUCGCGGCCGCCGGCUCGCUGCUCUGGUUGGCCUUGCUUGCCCUCCUCCUCCUCCUCUGCCAGCACCGCGCCAGUCAGGACACUGCGGCUCGCCACAGGCUGGUGGCUGGUGACUCACCGUGGCUCGGUGGCCCCUGGAAACCUGGCUGUGCCCCCCAAAACCUCAGCAGCAGCAGCAGCCUCAGCAGCCGGCUCCUGGGCAGCGACAGCAGGGACCCCCACCCCUCCACCCUGACCUUGGAGCUGCCAAGCCUUGGUCCCCCCACAUCCCCAAACCCCAGCAGCCUCCGCGGGGGGCACCCACUGCCCCUCGGGGAUGUGGGCUGCUGUGGAGGGGUGCACCCCGGAGCAUGCACCGAACCCAGCACCCCGAACCUGGCACCCUGGGAGCGCAUCCGCAAACGAGAGCUGCACCAAGUGCACAGCACCCCAGCACUCAUGGGUGGCCCUGGUCAUGUCCCUGUCACUGAGAAUGGAGGUGAGUGGGAGACAGAUUUGGGACUGGCAGCUGGGUGGCCUCAGCAAAGGGGACAUGAGGGUGACACCACCACUGCUGUGAUGGCUGGAGGGGACCGACAGCAGCUGCCAGUCUUCAGCUCCCCAAAACCACGCCGGGGGAGUGCCUCACUGGCCUCUGGUGUCACUGGGUCACCCCCGAGACCAUCCCACGCCUGGAACCCUCCAGUGACCCGGUCACCGGCCACUCUGUGUCCCAAGGACACAUCCCUGGCCAGCAGGCACCCCAAGGGCAUGUCCCCAGUCACCAGGAUCCCCAGGCACACGUCUCCAACCGCUGUGUGCCCAAGGGACACAUCGCUGGUCACUGAGAGCCCCAGGGAUGUGUCCCUGGUCACCAGGCACCCUAGGAGCAUGUCCCUGGUCACUGAGCACCCCAAGGACACGCCUCUGGCCAGCAGGCACCCCAAGGAUGUGUCACCAGUCACUGAGCAUCCCAGGGCCAUGUCACCAUCCACCAGGCACCCCCCAGACCCAUCACCAGCCACCAGCCACCAGAGGGAAACAAUCCCGGCCACCAGGCACCCUGAGGACAUGUCCCUGGUCACCGAGUGCCCCAGGGACAUGUCCCCAGUCACCAGGCACGCCAGUGACCCAUCACCAGUGACCAAGCGUCAGAGGGACAUGUCACCAGCCACCAGGCACCCUGAGGACACAUCCCCAGCCAGUGGGCAUGGAAGAGAGAGGUCCCCAGUCACUAGGCUCCCCAGGGAUAAGUCCCCAGCCACUGGGCACCGCAGGGACAAGUUCCUGGCCACCAGCAGGUACCCUGAGGACAUGUCACCAGGCAUGGGGCAACCCAAGGACACAUUCCCAGCCACCGGGCACCCCAGGGACACAUCUCUAGUCACCAGGCACCCUGAAGAGAUGUCCCCAGUCCCCAGGCAGCACAGGGACAAGUUCUUGGGCACCAGGUACCCCAAGGACAUGUCCCCAGCCACCAGACACCCCAAGGACCCAUCACCAGUGACAAGGCACCCAAGGGACACAUUUCUGGCCACCAGAUACGCAAAGGACAUGUCACCGGUCACCAGGCAUCCCAAGGAGACAUCCCCAUCCACCAGGAACCCAAGGGACAGGUCCCCAGUCCCCAGUCCCCCCGAAGAGAUGUUCCCAGCCACUGGUCACCGGAGGGACAAGUUCUUGGGCAACAGGGACGUGUUCCUGGCCGCCAGGUACCCCAAGGACAUGUCCCCAGCCACCAGGCACUCAAGGGACAAGUCCCCAGCCACUGGGCGCCUCUCGCCGGCAUUCAGUGACGGGGUCCUCACACCGCAGCAGGUGGCUGAGGACCUGGAGAUGGACCAGGACAUCACCUGCCCCGGCCUCCCGGCACAAACCACGCCACGGUCCUUCUCGCCACCACACACCUACGGCUACAUCUACGGUCCACCGGCCUCUGAUCUGGGUGAAGAGGAGGAAGAAGAGGAGGAAGAGCAAGAGCGGCCAGUGACAAGGGGCUCGCCAGAGGGGUCGCUGAUGAAUGGUUGGGGGUCUGUCUCGGAGGACAACUUCGCCAGUGCCCGCUGCAGCUUGGUGAGCUCCUGCGAUGGCUCCUUCCUCCUGGACGCCAGCUUUGCCCGGGCACUGGCUGUGGCCGUCGAUGGCCUCUGCUUCAGCCUCGAGGACACCAACAGGGCCUAUGGGGCAGGUCUCUCACCACCACCAUCACCCUUGGAGGGGGUCUUCUCGCCUGAGGUCCACAUCCCCACCUGGGACUGGGGGACAGCGCUGGGGGUCCCGCAGGGAGUUGGGAUGGAGGAAGCCACAGGCACCCCGCAGCAUGGUGGCCAUGGGUCAGGGACUGGCAGUCCCUGGGCCCGGGUGGGCGGCGAGCCAGGGACAGGAGGGACAGGAGUGUGGCAGUCCCCAGGAUGUAGGACGCGGCAAGGCCAGAAUCCACUCGGCUCAGCUAAAAUCCAGCUUUAUUAUGAGGUUCCCCAAAAAGGGGCUUUCUGCUAGCAAAAGCCACCUGUGAAGGGUGGGUGGCACAGGCGCGGACAGGUGUCCCUCCUUCCCCAGCAGCCUUGUCCUCCCCAAGUGCCCUCACCCCUCCCCAGAGUCCUCAUCCCUCCACCAUAUCCUCAUCCUCCCCAAGUGUCCUCAUCUUCCCCAAGUGUCUUCCUCCUUCCCCAGCAUCAUCAUCCCCCAAGCAACCUCGUGCAGCCCAAGUACCAUUGCUCGCCCCAAGUGUCCUCAUCCUUCCCCAUGUGUCCCCAUCCCUCCCCAGAGUCCCCAUCCCUCCUCAGCAUCCUCGUCCCCACAACCAUCCUUGUCCAAACCAAGCACUGCUGUCCAUCCCAAGUGUCCUUGUCCUUCCCCAGUGUCAUUUUCCCCCAACCAUCCUCAUCCCUGCUGACUGCUCUCAUUCCUUCUGACUGUUCCCAUCCUUCCUCAGCACCCUUGUCCCACCUCAACCAUCCUUGGCCUUCCCAAGUGUCCUCACCCCUCCCAAGCCACCUUGUCCUUCCAGAAUGUCCUUGUGCCCCCUACGAGUGUCCUCAUCCCUCCUGAGCAUUCUCAUCCCUCCCCAGUGUCCUCAUCACUCCCCAGGGUCCUCAUCCCUCAUGACUGUCCUUGGCGUCUCCAAGCAUCCUCAUCCCUCCCAACUGUCCUUGUCCCCAACAUCAUCGUCCCUCCUUUGCAUCCUCAUCCCUCCACAGUGUCCUCAACUCUCCCAACUGUCCUUGUCUCCAGGGUCCUUGUCCCUCCUGAGCAUCCUUGUCCUUCCCCAGGGUCCUCAUCCCUCGUGACUGUCCUUGGCCUCUCCAAGCAUGCUCGUCCUUCCUCAAGCUUCCUCGUCCCUUCCAAUUGUCCUUGUCCCCAGGAUCCUCAUCCAUCCCGAGCAUCUUUGUCCCUCCUCAGUGUCCUUGCCCCUCCCAACCGUCCUUGUCCCCAGGGUCCUCCCUCCCUGAAUAUCCUCCUCAUCCCUCCCUAAGCACCCCCAUCCCUCCUAUCGGUCCUGAGUAUCCUCGUUCAUCCUGACUGUCCUUGUCCCCCCCAAGUAUCCUUGUCCCCCCCUCGCACUGCUGCCCGCUGGCCACUGGCUCUGUGCAACCCCAUUUCCGUGGUGCCACUCAGAAAUUAAAGAUCAUCCCUUCCCCUGUCCCCCCCCA